Messenger RNA from Gavialis gangeticus (Gharial), 3165 nucleotides. RefSeq names its product AVL9 cell migration associated (gene AVL9). Gene Ontology annotation, cellular component: cytoplasm. The transcript is spliced from 16 exons. The coding region runs from base 100 to 2043 and encodes 647 amino acids. NCBI's taxonomy places the organism in Eukaryota, Metazoa, Chordata, Crocodylia, Gavialidae. The record is from RefSeq and is a predicted model, not a curated record.
CGGCGGGCUGGGUGCCGGGCCCGGCUCCGGGCUUCUUCUCCGUCAGCCCCGGGCAGCGGUGGAGCCCGGGGCGGAAGCAACCACCGCCGCCGCCGGCCUAUGGAGAAGCCGGGGCGCUGCUCGCCACCGGGGGGCGGCCCGCGGGGGCCGGUGCUGCACAUCGUCGUGGUCGGCUUCCACCACAAGAAGGGCUGCCAGGUUGAAUUUUCCUAUCCUCCCCUAAUCCCAGGAGAAGGACACGAUAGCCACAGUUUACCCGAAGAAUGGAAAUACUUGCCUUUCCUUGCUUUGCCAGAUGGAGCUCACAACUAUCAAGAAGAUACUGUCUUUUUCCACUUGCCACCAAGAUCUGAAGAGCAAACUACAGUAUAUGGCGUCUCUUGCUAUAGGCAGAUUGAAGCCAAGGCAUUGAAAGUACGGCAAGCAGAUAUCACACGCGAAACAGUACAAAAAAGUGUCUGUGUUCUAAGUCAGUUGCCCUUAUAUGGAUUACUCCAAGCAAAGCUACAGCUCAUUACACAUGCCUAUUUUGAAGAGAAAGACUUCUCUCAAAUCACAAUUCUUAAGGAACUUUAUGAGCAUAUGAAUAGCUCUUUGGGGGGAACUACACUAGAGGGAUCACAAGUUUAUCUUGGUCUGUCUCCUCGAGAUCUUGUCCUUCAGUUUAGACAUAAGGUCUUAAUCCUUUUUAAACUGAUUCUUCUAGAAAAAAAGGUAUUGUUUUAUAUCUCUCCAGUAAACAGACUGGUGGGGGCGCUAAUGACAGUCUUAUCACUCUUUCCUGGUAUGAUUGAACAUGGUCUUACUGAUUGCUCACAGUACAGACCAAGAAAGAGUAUAUCAGAGGAUCCUUGCUUGCAAGAAUUUACCACCCCUGUAGAUGAUUGUAUUUCUGUGCCUGCUGCUGAUGUUUCAAAUACAAACUCAGGACCAGCAGGGGAAGGCAGUAAGCUGACAGGAAACCAGAUACUGGAGAAUCAGAAAGGAAAUGGGUCCUUUUCCCAGUCUGAAAAGAAAUGCAAUGGGGCACAGUCCUCAAAUGGUACUGGACAGUUUUUGAAACCUCCUAUGCGCACCUCUCCAGAGUCUUCUGAAAGUGAUUGGGAAACCUUAGAUCCUAGUAUUUUGGAAGACCAUAAUAUGAAAGAACGAGAACAUGAAAACAUGGUCGUGGAACAGACUGAGAUCUUUUCAAAGGAAUUGGCAACCUCAGAAAACCUUCCUAUUACUGUGCAGCCCCAGGCUAAUACAGGACAUGCAGUUCUUGUUCCAGGUUUGAUAUCUGGGUUAGAGGAGGACCAGUAUGGCAUGCCAUUGGCCAUCUUUACCAAGGGAUACCUUUGUUUGCCGUACAUGGCAUUGCAACAACAUCAUCUCCUGUCCGAUGUAACGAUCCGUGGCUUUGUUGCGGGAGCAACCAACAUCUUGUUUCGUCAGCAAAAGCAUCUAAGUGAUGCAAUUGUGGAAAUAGAGGAAGCCCAUGUCCAAAUUCAUGAUCCAGAACUUCGGAAGAUCUUGAAUCCCACUACUGCUGACCUGAGAUUUGCAGACUACUUGGUGAAGCAUGUAACUGAGAACAGGGAUGACGUUUUCCUUGAUGGCACUGGCUGGGAAGGAGGAGAUGAGUGGAUCAGGGCUCAGUUUAAUGCGUAUCUUCAUGCACUACUUGCUAGUGUGCUGCAACCAGACAAUGAAAAGAUGCUGUCAGACUUUGGAACAGCCUUUGUAACAGCUUGGAAAAAUACACAUAAUUACAGAGUAUGGAAUAGCAACAAGCAUCCAGCUCUUGCAGAGGUCAAUUCUAGCCAUCCAUUCCAGGGCCAAUAUUCUGUCUCAGACGUAAAGUUAAGGUUAUCACACUCUGUCCAGAAUAGCGAACGUGGCAAAAAAAUUGGAAAUGUCAUGGCCACCACUAGCCGGAAUGUUGUACAGACGGGAAAAGCUGUAGGUCAGUCAGUUGGAGGAGCCUUCACCAGUGCAAAAUCAGCCAUGUCCUCGUGGCUUUCCACUUUUACUCAGUCAACGCAAGGCCUCGGGGACUGAAUAUAGCACAUGAAUGAAUAGUGGCUUUACACUGUGCUUCUCAGUAUUUCAGUUGUACUGGUCUUUCUCAGCUAUACAAAGACUGUAGUAAAGUGUAGGUAUGGAGACUUAGCUGUGGAGGACCAAAUUGUUGUUGUUUGUUGCAUACAGAGAAAACUGAAAUGUUACUCUUCAGUGUCACUGUAAGUUUGAGUUUCUCCCCCAAUAUUGGGAGGAUAAAAGUGGCAUAUAAAGCUCUAUUGCAGUACAUCAGUUAGUUAUUUUAAAAUGAGUCCUUUUCUUUAAAUCUGAGCCUUCAUAAAGACACUAACAAAUAAACAAGGCUUGAUGCAAGCCAGAAUAUAGGUUUGAAUUCAAACGUGUACAUUUUCUUGAAUAGUGAAGAAGUUUAUGUAAAUUAGCUGUAUUUUACAAUUCAGAUAGCCAGAUAGUUCCUAUAAUAUUUGUUAGAACUGAAGUGUAACAAUACUGAUUCAUACAUUUGGAUCUAAGGGCGUGUGUAUAAAAUUAGCAACACAGGCCAGGCUGAGCCCUUCUUGCUGUCAGUUUUAAAUGAAAUCCAGCACUGUUGCUGAUUGAGGCUGCUUGAUGUGAUUUAUACCCCAUCAUCAAAUAUGUGUGUUCAUCUCUAUUUAGCUUUCUUUUCUAUCCCCACAAACCUUUGUGACAUUUGCAAAGUCAGUUUCUUGUUGUUAUUUGUAUUCCAGUGGUCAGAAUAUUAACUAGUUGAAAUGGUGAAUGUUUCCACCAAACUUGUCACAGGACUUGAGCAGAAAUUCCAGUUAAAGAGAUUUCUUUAGGGAAAUGCAUAACAGAAUAGACUCUACAAAAAUAUGAAUUCAAACACUGGACAAAUAUAGCAGGUCAAAUAGAGCAGAAUUAUAAACAGUUACAUGCAAGUGAAUACAAGACUGCUACUAAAUAAGGACAGUAGUUUAAACUUAACAUUUUGUUGCCAGGAAGAUCAUGAAAGACUUUUGAGUAAAAAUUGUCCAGAUGUGGUUAAGGCUUUCAUUUUUUUUCUUUAUCUACUCAGGGAAUAUCCUUUUCAUAGGUAAGGACUCUUUUCAUUUUGAAAGCAAAACUGCUAUUGUAGAAAUCUGAAGGUGAGCCAUAAAAAAA